AAUAAAUAACCAGCUAGCUGCAUCACAUAUAAAGACGUACUAUCGAAGUGUCAUAUCUAAAUGUUGCAAUAUUAGAAUCAGAUUACACUCCAAUGUUAAUGUUCAUAAUGCUACGUGAAAUGUAGCUAGGAAAAUAUCAAAAUGGGGGAGACAUACGUCGAUUCCAACUUCACUCUAAAUUAUACAGAUAUGUAUGACGUGAUUGAUGAUGAAAAAGAUGUGUGCGCAAUCGCAGAUGAUCCCAAAUAUCCGAGUAGUUUCGGAAUUACACUUGCAGUUCCGGAAUGGGAAGCAAUAUGUACUGCAAUAGUACUUACCCUUAUAAUCUUGUCUACAAUUGUUGGGAACAUUCUAGUAAUACUUAGCGUAUUUACGUAUAAGCCACUUAGAAUCGUCCAGAACUUUUUCAUCGUGUCUUUGGCAGUAGCUGACUUGACUGUCGCUAUUUUAGUACUUCCAUUCAAUGUGGCUUAUUCCAUACUAGGACAAUGGGUAUUUGGGAUAUAUGUAUGCAAAAUGUGGUUAACUUGCGACAUUAUGUGUUGUACAUCAUCUAUAUUGAACUUAUGUGCAAUUGCACUCGACAGGUAUUGGGCUAUUACGGAUCCAAUAAAUUAUGCACAAAAGAGAACUUUAGAAAGAGUUUUACUAAUGAUUGGAAUAGUUUGGGUUCUCUCACUAAUUAUUAGUUCUCCACCCUUACUGGGAUGGAAUGAUUGGCCCGAGGUAUUCGAACCUGAUACACCCUGCCGUUUGACUUCUCAGCCGGGUUUCGUCGUAUUUUCCUCAUCUGGAUCUUUCUAUAUCCCAUUAGUUAUAAUGACCGUAGUUUAUUUCGAAAUAUACUUAGCUACAAAGAAAAGGUUAAGAGAUCGGGCGAAAGCAACAAAAAUCAGUACUAUCUCAACGGGUCAGAACCGUUUCGCUGUAAAAGAUAGUGAUCAGAACGAUCAAGAUUCAGUAAGUUCUGAAGCUAAUCACAAUGAGCAUCAAGGUGUCACGCGUUUGGUUUCAGACAACGAAAAGAAGAAAAAGACUAGAAAGCUAACUCCUAAAAAGAAACCGAAAAAACGUUACUGGAGUAAAGAUGACAAAUCUCAAAAUAAACUAAUAGUACCAAUUUUGUCUAACGAAAAUUCCGUAACAGAUAUGGUAGAAAAUAUAGAAAAUAGAAACACCUCCUCUGAGAGCAAUUCUAAAGAAGCUCAUGACGAUGAAUUGUUACCGGCAAACCAACCUACAUUGGUAAAGGCUCCUAAGCGAGCAAAACCCAGUCAACAGAAUACAGUUUAUCAAUUUAUUGAGGAAAAACAGAGGAUCUCGUUAACACGAGAGCGACGAGCCGCUAGGACACUUGGGAUUAUAAUGGGAGUAUUUGUCGUGUGCUGGCUACCUUUUUUUGUAAUAUACCUUGUCAACCCUUUUUGUGCAAGCUGCUGUUUAUCCAAUAAGUUUAUCAACUUUAUCACUUGGCUCGGUUACGUCAAUUCUGCAUUAAAUCCCUUAAUUUACACAAUAUUCAAUAUGGACUUUAGAAGAGCCUUCAAGAAAUUGUUGUGUUUAAAGCCAUAAAAUCAAGUGUUGUGCCAAAACAGUUAUAAAAUUAGAGUUUAUGCUUGAGAAG
This is a messenger RNA of Achroia grisella, 1624 nucleotides long. It is a transcript of the gene Oct-TyrR, whose product is annotated as octopamine receptor. The coding region runs from base 142 to 1572 and encodes 476 amino acids. The transcript has a single exon. Gene Ontology annotation, molecular function: octopamine receptor activity. NCBI's taxonomy places the organism in Eukaryota, Metazoa, Arthropoda, Insecta, Lepidoptera, Pyralidae. The record is from RefSeq and is a predicted model, not a curated record. Gene Ontology annotation, cellular component: membrane. Gene Ontology annotation, biological process: adenylate cyclase-activating adrenergic receptor signaling pathway.